Molecule: messenger RNA, 1977 nt
Organism: Metopolophium dirhodum (rose-grain aphid)
Lineage: Eukaryota; Metazoa; Arthropoda; Insecta; Hemiptera; Aphididae
Exons: 3
Coding region: 345-1178 (277 amino acids)
Source: RefSeq, a predicted model, not a curated record
GCGGCGGGAGGUGGACGCGACGUUUGUUUUGCAACGCGGCCGGCCUGUUGUAUGGUAUUAUAUAGGUGCAGCGCUUGGUAGUCGUGUAGGUAUAUACCAUAAUAAUAUACGCUUUAUUGGCAACGCGUCAAUACCGCACGGGCGGCGGCGCGAAGGACGCGUAAGGGUACCCUCGUAAUAUACGCGCGUAACUCAGUGCCAUUUCGUCCAUCAAAUCCGCCGUGGAAAACUACGUUUUUGGUAUAUUAUUUGGGUACGACCGCCACGCGACAUACGCACAGCACGUCCAUUCCGACGGCUCUUACACCCCGCGCUUCCGUCACGAGUAAUACCUAAAUAGCAGCAUGUCAGAAAAGCGGACACUUUUGAGCCGUCCCCGGACCCGGGUGUACGACUGCAACUACAACAUCGGCGAAGGUUACUAUAAGCCAAUGAUGGACCACCUGGACCGCAAAUAUUACGGUUCUUCGGCCGCACCAGCCGCAGCUAAGCCCGCGAGCGGAUUCUUCGACUCCAGCCCAAAAAGCCUGUUCAGCACGUCCGGCUCAUCGGCCUUUGACGAGUAUAGAUCUUCGUCACCGGCACGAUCCCGCCGCAGUGGAUCCGACUCCAGAUUAUCGUUGCCCGAUGAAGAAUUCGAACAAGAGGUGGCUGCAAUGCGCCGGGCUCGUGCCGCCAAGGUGGCAGCUGCCCGGACGGCGUCUCUGGAGAAGGACUUCGAGUCGGCGUUCAACGGGUUUGCGUCGGACGGCAAGCCGAGGCCGCGCCUCAACUAUACGGAGAAGAUGUUGGACACGGUUGGGCUGAACGGCAGGUCGCAGGAGGCGUUGGAGGAUGAGAUCUACAAGAAGAGGACAAAGUCCUUCUUCCAGGACGCGGAGGAUGUGGUGGCGUCAGCCGAACUGCACGCCAACAACCGACGGUCAGCCGCGUUCAAGGCGCAUCUACAGGACGCGGCCGACGAGCAGUCUGCCAGCCAGCUGGCGGCCGCGGCCAGGGCGCGCAAGUCCAAGGCCCGCUUGUUAGACAUACAAAACGAGCUGGACGGCAUCGUGGAACGGGACGCUGCCCGCCAGAAGCGCUCAGCCAAUCUGAAGGCGCUGUUCGCUGACAACGAAGCGCUCACAGAAUCAGUUAGCUCUUUCAAGAAGAAGUCAUCGAAAAAAGUGUCAUUUUAAUGGAAUUUAACGUAUUUAAUAUUAUUGUUAUAAAUAUAAUAUAUUCAUUGAGAGAAAGAGAGUGAGAGAAGGGGUAUAGGUAUUAGGCACCGGAGCAGAUCAGACGUCGUGACCGCUCGCCGUCAUCUCUCUGCAUCAUUACAAAUUACUGUUCUCUAUUUUUCCCUCUCUAUCACUCUUCUCCCCUACUUUCUCUCUCACACCGCUCUUCUCCUCAUAUCCUGACUUUUUCUUUCUCUCUUUUCGUCUUACAAUUCCCCCCCCCCCUCACUAAAGUCUAAUUUGGCAUCACAAAUUUUAAUAACAGUGAUAUUUUCAUCUGGCGUUGUUUUUUUUUUUUAUAGAUUUAGAGCAUACCAUUUUUGUUCGUCGAAUUUGUAGGUAUUCGAUCAGGAUAGAAUGAAAUUUAAUUACAUUUCUCUUUAUAGUUAUAAAAUGUGCGUUCAAAUGUUAUUCGAUACUUCUUUUUGUUGCAUUUUUGUGUUAUUAUACAUUUUACGAAUAACUGAAUAGGUAUACAUCACCUUUAACGAGUGGUUAUACACUUAUAUCUACUUAAAUUGUUCGAAUAUAUAUACGAUAUAAUAUAAUAACAAUAUACGUUAAAAUCACAAAUAAUAUUAUGUUUUGUAAAUACUAUACCUAUUAUAUUUUUCGGUUUUCCGAAUAUAUUGUUUUCUUUAAAGUUUAUAAUACUUUAAAUGUUGUGACAAAAACCUAAUGCCAUGAAUUAAAAAUAAUUAUGAGUUGUGUUGAAUAGUCGAAAUAUAUUGAAUAUAGUUGAGAACUUUUUAUUGAA